Messenger RNA from Colias croceus (clouded yellow), 11582 nucleotides. RefSeq names its product neurobeachin (gene rg). NCBI's taxonomy places the organism in Eukaryota, Metazoa, Arthropoda, Insecta, Lepidoptera, Pieridae. The coding region runs from base 359 to 10228 and encodes 3289 amino acids. Gene Ontology annotation, cellular component: cytosol; membrane. The record is from RefSeq and is a predicted model, not a curated record. The transcript is spliced from 55 exons. Gene Ontology annotation, biological process: intracellular protein localization. Gene Ontology annotation, molecular function: protein kinase binding.
UUCAUCGGUGGACGUUGAAUGAUGUGCCAAUAAAGACUCGUGACACUAUGGAGGUAUAUAUUGUACUGAGUCUGGCGGCAAUGAUGUACAUCCUGGUGAUGCUGCUAGUGAACAGCGACCUCUGGAAGGAGAUGGACAACGACUGCCACUGCGACGACUGCCGCACCGUCUGCCACUGCCCCGUGCCCUCCGUGCGUUCCGUGUCCUCUAAGAUCGACAUCGAAUGCCGUUAAUUGCUCAAUUAUUAUAGACAAUACAGUAUAAGACAUAGAAAACUGUAGUGAAGUGUUAUAUAGUGCGAUAAGUAGAUAGUGAGUUGUUAGAUUAUUGUCGUGGUACAAGUGAUGUGCGGGUGCGGAUGAUGGAGCCGUUCGCGCGGUUGAUGGAGGGCGCGCCGCUGCCCGGCGUGCUGCCCACGCGGGACGCGCGGCCUCGGGGUGCUCUGGUGCACGCCAGCCUCGCCGCCGCGCCCCAUCUGGGCGACAAGAAGGGCCGCCACCUCACAGGCACCUUCUGCCUCACUGGCGACACCAUGGAGGGCAUCAUACAGUGCCUGGUGUUCUUGAAAGCGUUCUCGCUGGUGGGCGGCGAGUUCGACAUGGAGCUGAACUUCGUGAUCCAGGACGCGCAGAACAUACAGCACAUGCUCGAGCUGCUGGACCACUGCCCGCCCAGCUUGCAGGCGGAGAUCUGGUCGGUGUUCAUCGCGAUCCUGCGCAAGAGCGUGCGCAACCUGCAGGCGUGCACGGACGUGGGGCUCAUACACCACGUGCUGCAGCGGCUGCCGCGCGCGGAGACAGUCGUCGCAGACCUAUUGAUAGAGAUGCUAGGCGUGCUGGCCAGCUACAGUGUCACAGUAAAGGAACUCAAACAGCUUUUCAACGCCAUGAAAGCUGUCAAUGGAAAAUGGCCACGACACUCGGCCAAACUGCUCAACGUACUCAGACAAAUGCCACAUCGGAAUGGGCCUGAUGUGUUCUUCAGCUUCCCGGGGAGGAAAGGAUCGGCGAUAGUGCUGCCCCCCUUGGCGCGGUGGCCCUAUGAGAACGGUUUCACAUUCACCACGUGGUUUCGACUAGACCCCAUCAACUCCGUAAACAUCGAACGAGAGAAGCCCUACUUGUAUUGCUUCAAGACGAGCAAAGGCGUGGGCUACACAGCGCACUUCGUGGGCAACUGCCUCGUGCUGACCUCCAUGAAGGUGCGGGGCAAGGGCUUCCAGCACUGCGUCAAAUAUGAAUUCCAGCCCAGACGAUGGUACGCGAUAGCUGUGGUGUACAUAUACAACAGAUGGACCAAGAGCGAAAUCAAAUGUCUCGUGAACGGCCAGCUCGCUUCCAGCACAGAGAUGGCUUGGUUCGUCUCUACAAAUGACCCGUUCGACAAGUGCUACAUCGGCGCCACAGCAGAGCUGGACGAGGAGCGCGUGUUCUGCGGCCAGAUGGCGGCCAUCUACCUGUUCGGCGAGGCGCUCACCACGCACCAGAUAUGCGCCAUGCACCGGCUGGGCCCCGGCUAUAAGAGUCAGUUCCGUUUCGACAACGAAUGCAACAUCAGUUUGCCGGAGAACCACAAACGGGUGAGCGACGCCGCUCCCAAGCUUGCUGACAUCCCCGAGCCCUAUCCCAUAUCCCCCAUCCCAGAUACCCAAGGCGAGUCGCCGGGCGAAGAUACCAGGGCGGCAGAGAGCGCAGGAGUAGUGGUUGCGGAGGACGCGACGCCGCGCGGGCGGCGGCUGGCGGACGGCGCGCGCCAAGUGGCCGCCGCGCAUGCGUCGCUCGUAGAUAUUGAAGCAUGCAAGCGUGGCCAGUUUCGUUUCGACGCAGAGUGCCGCGAGCCUCUGCCCACCUCUGAGGUCCGCAUAGAUCGGUUCGGCGAGAUCGUCCACGAUCCCACACAAAACCUACACGACGUACUAUACGACGGCAAGUUAUCAUCGGCCAUAGUGUUCAUGUACAACCCGGUGGCCACGGACGGGCAGCUGUGCCUGCAGUCAGCGCCCAAGGGCAACGUGUCGUACUUCGUGCACACGCCGCACGCGCUCAUGUUGCAGGAAGUGAAAGCGGUGGUGACGCACUCGAUCCACAGCGCGCUGAACUCGAUCGGCGGCGUGCAGGUGCUGUUCCCGCUGUUCGCGCAGCUCGACCUGCCGCACGACGCGCCCGCCAACGACCCCAAGCGCGACCCCAUGCUGUGCUCGAAGCUGCUCGGCUUCGUGUGCUCGCUGGUGGAGUCGUGCAGCACGGUGCAGCAGCACAUGCUGCAGUGCCGCGGCUUCCUGGUCGUGUCGCACAUGCUGCAGCGCUGCGCGCGCGACCACCUCACGCCCGACACGCUCGCCAGCUUCCUGCACCUCACCAAGCAUCUGGUCACCUGCUGCUCGCCCAACUCGGAUCUGCUGCUUAAACAGUCGUUCUGCCAAUCGUUCGUCACGUGGCAGCUGCUGGACCACGUGCUGUUCAACCCGGCGCUGUGGAUCCACACGCCGGCCGCGGUGCAGGCGCGCCUGUACUGCUACCUGGCGACCGACUUCCUGGCCGACGCGCACAUCUACGGCAGCGUGCGCCGCGUCAGCACCGUGCUGCAGACUGUGCACACGCUCAAGUACUACUACUGGGUGGUCAAUCCAAGGACGAAGAGCGGCAUCGCGCCCAAGGGAUUGGACGGUCCGCGUCCCGCGCACAAGGACAUCCUCACGAUCCGCGCGUACAUCCUGCUGUUCCUGAAGCAGCUCAUCAUGAUCGGCAACGGCGUCAAGGAGGACGAGCUGCAGUCCAUACUCAACUAUCUUACCACCAUGCAUGAGGAUGAAAAUCUCCACGACGUGCUACAGAUGUUAAUAUCAUUAAUGUCGGAACAUCCAAGUUCCAUGGUACCAGCGUUCGAUGCCAAGGGUGGAGUUCGAACAAUCUUCAAACUUCUCUCAUCAGAGAGCCAACUAAUAAGACUGCAAGCUUUGAAAUUACUCGGUUUCUUCUUAAGCAGGAGCACACACAAACGCAAGUACGACGUGAUGUCGCCGCACAACCUGUACACGCUGCUGGCCACGCGGCUGGGCGCCAGCGGCGACCUGGCGCUGGCCGUGUACAACGCGCUGUACGAGCUGCUCACCGAGCACGUGGCGCAGCAGGUGCUCUACACCAGCCACCCCGAGCCGCAGCCGCACUUCCGCCUCGAGAACCCCAUGAUCCUGAAAGUUGUGGCGACACUCAUUCGUCAAUCGAAACAAACGGAGCAAUUGCUAGAAGUGAAAAAGCUAUUUCUCUCAGACAUGACUCUUCUCUGCAGUAAUAAUAGAGAGAACAGGCGGACCGUGUUACAAAUGUCGGUCUGGCAAGAGUGGCUCAUCGCCAUGGCUUACAUUCAUCCAAAAAAUACAGAGGAACAGAAAAUAUCAGAUAUGGUAUACUCCUUGUUUAGAAUGCUGUUACAUCACGCGAUCAAACACGAGUACGGAGGGUGGCGAGUGUGGGUGGACACAUUAGCCAUCGUUCAUUCGAAGGUGUCAUAUGAGGAAUUCAAACUUCAGUUUGCUCAAAUGUAUGAACAUUACGAGCAGAGACGUGCAGAUAACAUCACAGACCCGGCGGAGCGGCAGCAGCGGCCGAUCUCAACGAUAUCCGGCUGGGACAGACACGCUGAUGUUAAGAAUAGAGUCGCUCCUGAUAGUGAAGACAACGCCGAUACUUCACCCAAUACAAACAGAAAACAAAACGUCCUCAAUCACGGAGCUCAAACUGAAAUCGGAAAAGGAUUAUCCCUUCGAGAAAUCGAAACGUGUAAUUGCAAAAAGUCCAACGAAAGUGUCGAUGAGAGUCGGACUACAGUAGUUUAUAGUGAAGUGUGUAAAAUGCAUAGUCCUGCCAAAAGUGUUAGUACCGAAGUGCCCUGCGACGAAGGUUGUGAUAGUGAUAAAAAUACAGAAUUAGAGCAUGUAAUCGAUGAAACGACGGAAGAUAAAACGCUUAACUCGAAUAAUGAAUUAGUACAAUCAUUAGAAGAAAAUAAACAUCAAGAAAAUUCAGAAUCAGGCGUCGUAACGACAGAGCUAGAUUCAGAUAAAACUGAUAAACCACUUUCAAGACAAGGCAGCCUCGAUUACAUUCCAGUAAGAGAUGUGGGAGAGAAUUUAAGUAAAGAUGACAAUACUGAUAAAAGUGAAGGUUUACCUUCUAGUUUAUCAGUAAGUGAAACUGCUAGCCCAGAGAGAGUAUCUGAUGGAUUAAAUGCGAUUAACGAGAGAGAAUCUGAAUUAUCUGAUCCAUCAGAAUUAUAUUUAACUCCGAGUGAAGCGACUAGUCCAAAGAAAAUACAAGAUAAGACUGAUAAUAGUAUACCUGACGAAGUUAGCACGGAUGAUCCAAAGCAUGUUGCCAUAAACAUAGUUAAUGACGUACUUACUAUUGCAUUAGAAACCGUAAGAUUAAAAACUGACGACGACACCGAUUCUGGUGCUAUAUCGGGUGGUCUAAAUUCAGAAGGUAACACUCCGAACGGAAGAGAAGACUUAGAACAAGAUAUAGAAGAUAUUGUUAGCCAAAAACAGAGAGUAGAAUCAAUUGCUAGCGAAUUAGUUACUGAUAUAAUUAAUUCAGUAGUAUCUCAAAGUGAAGAGAAACAUAGUGAAAUAAUUGAAAAAAGCUCUCACAAGGAACUUACGAAAACGGAAGAAGAUUUAGUACCAAUAGAUAAUGAAUUUAUAGUUCCUACUGAAAACGAACAUGAAAAAGAAGGCGAAAAAGAAAGAAACAUUAACGAAGAGAAUGCCAAGAAUGAACGGGAGAGAGUAGAAACAAGUGAAUCUGAACAGAAACCUCCAGAACCGUCGAUAUCAACAAUAAGUGAAAAUAUUUCAUUAGCUAACAAGAAAGAGCAAGAAAAUCUUCAAGAGAGUGAGAAGAGUGGCGACAAUGACAGAGAAAAGCGGCGGGUCAGCUUGCCUGGCGAUAGUGACAUGAAGCAGGAGGGCCUGCGCAGUGAUGGAGUGGCCUCGCAAGGAACAAAUACCUCUACAUCUCCCAAGAGACCGCGAAGUGCUUCAACCAGCACACAAGUUGAUUCUAAUCACUUUGAAUGCGGUCGCGGCGGGCGUGCGUCCCGCGCCAUGUUCUCGCCGGGCCCCACGCGGCCGCCCUUCCGCAUCCCGGAGUUCCGCUGGUCCUACAUACACCAGCGGCUGCUGUCUGACGUGCUCUUCUCGCUAGAGACAGACAUACAGGUGUGGCGCAGUCACUCGACGAAGUCAGUGAUCGACUUCGUGAACAGCAGCGAGAAUGCGAUCUUCGUGGUGAACACUGUGCACCUCAUCAGCCAACUGGCCGACAAUCUCAUCAUCGCCUGCGGGGGGCUGCUGCCGCUGCUCGCUUCUGCUACUUCUCCUAAUAACGAAUUGGACGUCAUCGAACCCACGCAAGGCAUGCCCGUGGAAGUAGCGGUGACGUUUUUACAACGCCUCGUGUCUAUGGCCGAUGUGCUGAUAUUUGCCAGCGCACUGAACUUUGCUGAACUCGAAGCUGAGAAAAAUAUGUCCAGUGGUGGGAUUUUGCGACAGUGCCUCCGAUUGGUGUGCACGUGCGCGGUGCGCAACUGCCUCGAGUGCAAGGAGCGCCAGCGGCCCGCGCGCGCCGACGAGCCGCCCAACAAGAGCGUCGUCGCUAGUCUUGCCGACGCUGCGAGUCCAGUGAAAGAUCCCGAAAGACUUUUGCAAGAUAUGGAUGUGAACAGACUCCGUGCUGUUAUUUAUAGAGACGUCGAGGAGACGAAGCAGGCGCAGUUCCUGUCGCUGGCGAUCGUGUACUUCAUCAGUGUGCUGAUGGUGUCGAAGUACCGCGACAUCCUGGAGCCGCCGGCGCUGCACGCGCACGCGCACGCGCACGCGCACGGACACGCGCCCGCCGACUGCGCGCGCCGCCUGCACCACGCGCACGACCACCACGAUCACAACGGGGACGACGUGGAGUACGCGAUGAUCGUAGUGGAUGAGAACAACUCCACCAUCAAUGAGCUAGACUCGCCCUCUAUGAAGGAGGGGGAAGAGAGCGUGGCCAAAAUUGAGACGAGCACGGACGAACUGAAGCCGAACGCUAGCGAAAAGAAAACUCUAGAAGUUUCGCCGGCCUCGGAGAAAGAGGAGCCGCUGUUCAAGUCGAGCCUCCGGCUGAAGCCGCAGAGCAAACCCAAGCCUCCCAGCUCGAGGUCCAAAACAUUAUCGGGGAUCACGGUGUCCGUGGUGAAGUUGAGUGUGGAUUCGAUCGAAGACGCCGGUUCGUUCCACUUGAACUCAACAGAGACUACCAAUAACGACCCAGAGACCUCUAGUGAAAUUGCAAUGGAUGAUAAUAAACUUCCUGUAAGCAAUGAUGAAUCCUGGACAGACGUGAAUUUAAAUGAGGAAGGUGAAAGAGGUCCGGCCACUAUUACGGGAAGGGGCAGGGAUCAUGAAGAAAUAGAGAAACAAAUUCAACUACGCAGCGAGCACCACGUGCAGAGACUGCAGAACAGAAGUCUUCAAGCUGCACAGAGACAUUUGCACCAGGAGGCGGAGUGCGGGGCGGGGGUGGAGGCGGAGUGCGCGGAGGCGGGUGCGGGGGCGGGGGCGGGGGGCGAGGUGUCGCGCGAGGCGUCGCUGACGCACAAGCUGGAGCGCGCGCUGGGCGCCGUGUGCCCGCUGCUGCGCGAGAUCAUGCUCGACUUCGCGCCCUUCCUCGCCAAGACGCUCGUCGGCAGCCACGGCCAGGAGCUGCUCAUGGAGGGUCUCCAAACGUUCAAGUCGAGCACGUCGGUGGUGGAGCUGGUGAUGCUGCUGUGCUCGCAGGAGUGGCAGAACUCGCUGCAGAAGCACGCGGGGCUGGCCUUCAUCGAGCUGAUCAACGAGGGCCGCCUGCUGUCGCACGCCAUGCGCGACCACAUCGUGCGCGUCGCCAACGAGGCCGAGUUCAUACUGAACAGGAUGCGUGCUGACGACGUGCUCAAACACGCUGAUUUUGAGUGCCUGUGCGGUGCGUGGAGCGGCGAGCGCGCGGAGGAGGAGCGCACGUGCGAGCGGCUCAUCGCCGCCGCGCGCCGCCGCGACACCGCCGCCGCCGCGCGCCAGCUCGACAAGCUGCACCACCACCGCGUGGGCGAGGGCGGUGCGGAGAGCACGUUCUGGAAGCUGGACUCGUGGGAGGACGACGCGCGGCGGCGGCGCCGGCUCGUGCCCGACGCGCGCGGCCGCCGCCACGACGCGCGCGCGCACCUCCACCCGCCCGCGCCGCCCACCGACGCUAUACUGCAGGCGACAGAGGAACUGCACGCACGUAUCGCGGGCGUGUCGGGCGGCGCCCAGCUGGCGGCCGCGCCCGCGCAGGAGCUGCUCGACGACGCCGAGCUGCUGGUUGACGAGCGGGACGCGGAGCAGGACCUUACUGGGCCGGUGAACAUGAGUACCCCAGCGCGGUUGGUGGCGGGCGGCGUGGUGGCGGGCGGCACGCUGUCGCUCACCUCCACCGAGCUGUACUUCGAGGUGGACGAGGACGACCCCGACUACAAGAAGGCGGACCCGGAGGUGUUAAAGUACUGCGAGCACCUGCACGGCAAAUGGUACUUCAGCGAGAUCCGCGCGAUCUUCUCGCGCCGCUACCUGCUGCAGAACACCGCCAUCGAGAUGUUCCUCGCCAGCAGAACGUCGAUAUUCUUCGCGUUCCCGGACCAGGCGACGGUGAAGAAGGUGAUCAAAGCCUUACCGCGAGUCGGCGUCGGCAUCAAGUACGGCAUCCCGCAGACCAGGCGCGCGUCGAUGAUGUCGCCCCGGCAGCUCAUGCGCAACUCGAACAUGACGCAGAAGUGGCAGCGCCGGGAGAUCUCCAACUUCGAGUACCUCAUGUUCCUCAACACCAUCGCUGGUCGCACGUACAACGACUUGAACCAGUACCCGGUGUUCCCCUGGGUGCUCACCAACUACGAGAGCGAGGAGCUCGACCUCAGCCAACCGUCCAACUACAGAGACUUAUCUAAGCCGAUCGGCGCGCUGAACCCGAGCCGGCGCGCGUACUUCGAGGAGCGCUACAACACGUGGGAGCACGAGUCCACGCCGCCCUUCCACUACGGCACGCACUACUCCACCGCCGCCUUCGUGCUCAACUGGCUCGUGCGCAUCGAGCCGAUGACGACGAUGUUCCUGGCGCUGCACGGCGGCAAGUUCGACCACCCCAACCGGCUGUUCUCUUCCAUCGCGCUGUCUUGGAAGAACUGCCAGCGUGACACCUCUGAUGUUAAGGAGCUGAUCCCGGAGCUGUUCUUCCUGCCGGAGAUGCUGGUGAACGGGUCGGGGCUGGCGCUGGGGCUGGCGGACGCGCGCGGCGACGUGGCGCUGCCGCCGUGGGCCGCCUCGCCCGAGGAGUUCGUGCGCCUGCACCGCAUGGCGCUCGAGUCCGAGUUCGUGUCCUGCCAGCUGCACCAGUGGAUCGACCUCAUCUUCGGGUACAAGCAGAGAGGGCCGGAGGCGGUGCGCGCCACGAACGUGUUCUACUACCUGACGUACGAGGGCGGCGUGCGGCUGGAGGCGCUGGGCGACGGCGUGACGCGCGCCGCCGUGGAGGAGCAGAUCCGCAGCUUCGGGCAGACGCCGGCGCAGCUGCUGAGCGAGCCGCACCCGCCGCGCGCCUCGGCGCUGCACCUGGCGCCGCUCAUGUUCGCGGCCGCGCCCGACGACGUGUGCCUGCGCCUCAAGCUGCCCUCCAACGCGCCCGUCGUGCACGUCUCCGCCAACACCUACCCGCAGCUCGCCAUGCCCGCCGCCGUCACGGUGUCGGCGGCCCGCGCGUUCGCGGCGCACCGCUGGGUGGGCGGCGGGUGCGCGCACGCGGCGCAGCGCCACCAGGAGCACGCGCCGCCGCCCAGCCCGCUCCUCAUGGACCCCGUCUGGGGUGAGUGCUCUCUGUAUGUACUGUUGUGGCAGGUGUCGGCGGCCCGCGCGUUCGCGGCGCACCGCUGGGUGGGCGGCGGGUGCGCGCACGCGGCGCAGCGCCACCAGGAGCACGCGCCGCCGCCCAGCCCGCUCCUCAUGGACCCCGUCUGGGGUGAGUGCUCUCUGUAUGUACUGUUGUGGCAGGUGUCGGCGGCCCGCGCGUUCGCGGCGCACCGCUGGGUGGGCGGCGGGUGCGCGCACGCGGCGCAGCGCCACCAGGAGCACGCGCCGCCGCCCAGCCCGCUCCUCAUGGACCCCGUCUGGGGUGAGUGCUCUCUGUAUGUACUGUUGUGGCAGGUGUCGGCGGCCCGCGCGUUCGCGGCGCACCGCUGGGUGGGCGGCGGGUGCGCGCACGCGGCGCAGCGCCACCAGGAGCACGCGCCGCCGCCCAGCCCGCUCCUCAUGGACCCCGUCUGGGCUGCGGGCGGCUCAGCAGCGCUGUCCCGGCGGCAGCUCGGCGACAACUUCUCGCAGCGCGUGCGCGCGCGCACCAACUGCUUCGUCACGACGGUCGACUCGCGCUUCCUCAUCGCCGCCGGCUUCUGGGACAACAGCUUCCGCGUCUUCUCCACUGAUACCGCGAAGAUAGUGCAGAUAAUAUUCGGUCACUACGGCGUGGUGACGUGUGUGUCGCGCUCCGAGUGUAACAUCACGUCCGACUGCUACAUCGCGUCCGGCUCCGAGGACUGCACCGUGCUGCUCUGGCAUUGGUCGGCCCGCGCGGGCGGCAUCGUGGGCGAGGGCGACACGCCGGCGCCGCGCGUGACGCUGACGGGGCACGACGCGCCAGUCAACGCCGUGCUCGUGUCCGCCGAGCUCGGCCUCGUCAUCUCCUCCUCUGUCAACGGGCCGGUGCUGAUCCACACGACGUUCGGCGAGCUGCUGCGCGCGCUGCGCGGCGCGGCGGGCGCGGGCCCGCAGCAGCUGGCGCUGUCCCGCGAGGGCGUGCUGGUGGUGGCCUUCGCGCGCGGACACCUCGCCGCCUUCACGCUCAACGGCCGCCGCCUGCGGCACGAGACGCACAACGACAACUUCCAGUGCCUGGCGCUGUCGCGGUGCGGCGAGUACCUGGUGUGCGGCGGCGACGCGGGCGUGGUGGAGGUGUGGCGCGCCUGCACGCUGGCGCCGCUGUACGCCUUCCCGCCCGCCGGCGCGCCCGUCUGCUCGCUCGCGCUCUCGCACGACCAGCGAUUCCUGUUGGCCGGCUUGGAGAACGGCUCGCUGGUUGUGUUCCACAUCGACUUCAACAGAUGGCACCACGAGUACCAGCAGCGCUACUGAGCGUCACGUGCUCCGGCGACCGACGCGGCUUUUCUUUCCAUUUAUAUGUUCCAAUCGUAUUUGAAGAAUCGCUUCAUUUAGUAUACACUCAUAAAACUUUAAAUAUCCCAUAAUGUUUGUUUUCUUUUUGUUUGAUUAUUUUUGCGUACCUAAUCCUUCAUUUGUGUAUAAUAUGUUAAAAAUAUACGUGCAACGUUUAGAAACUAGUUGGAAUACGUUAAGGCGCCGCGUUCGGUCGCCGGCUCCGGUCGCUCGCAUGAUUCGCAAAUUGUUAAUAAUGUACUUAUUGAAAUAGGGAAAGGUGGAGUUCUAUCGUGUGACGUCACGAUACUUGAUGCUAUAGUGUAACCUUAGUUUUAGUUGCGAUUUGAGAAUUUUAGAACUCUGUUCGUUUCGUUUCGUCGUUUCUAUUUUUAUAUAAUGUGACAUUUAAAUAUUUUUAAUAAUUUAAAUCACCUUAAUAUUAUAUAUGUAUUAUCGAUGUUCUUUUACAGGACCUACCUAUGUACAAAAUGAUGAAGUCAAAAUAUAUACUUAAUUUGUUAUUUAAUUAAUUGAAAGGGAGUUUAUUUGAUAGUUAUAAGUGAAGGCUUUAUAUAAUUACAUUCCAUUUCGAUUUGAUUGUAUAUAAUGGUUUCUCGUAUGUUAUGUUAGUGCCAUAGGUGAAUUGUGACGACGGCGAGAAUAGUAAUUAAUAUAUUUUAUAAUUAUUUGGGCCAGAAAUUUCAGAAUAUUCGGAACUGAUCUGAAAACUGUUAUAAUAUGAUAGAUUUCAGUUGUUCUAUUAAGAUGCUUUUAUCUAUGAUUGCAAUGUACUUAAAUUAUUGAUUGUGCAAUACUGGUCUUACUUUAUUUUCUAUUGCUUUGUUUUAUAUAUUAUGAAAUUUACCUGUUUCUUUACUUGCGUCCAUGUACUUAGUAUUAUUUUAUUAUUGUCUUUCUAUACAUUCCUUUUACACGGCUGUUGUCAUAUUUAUUUUAAUUUUUUUCUUCGUCUUUGGUUUCGGGUAAGCUAGUAUUUAAUUUAUACGAAAUUAUUCUAAUUGUUAUUAUUUACAUCAUUGUUUUAAUUUUUAUUAAAGGGUCAUAUUGACUUUAUUUGCUUUUUAUUUAUUUUCGUCCUUCUCCUUCGACUAAGUUACGUAACGUAGCAAGUAAUAAUGAGGUUAUCGUGCGAGGAAACGCGACGGUACCGACGGACAGAUGUCCGUUUUGUUACUUUCGCCGAUUGUCAAUAAAUUGUUAUGAAUAAGAAAUAUUUAUAAUAAUAAUAGUAUUAUAAUGUUGUGUAAGCGCGCUGCGGCCGAUACAUGUAGAAUAGCUGUAAGCGAAUGUUAUGUAACGCGAUACGAUA